Messenger RNA from Diversispora eburnea, 415 nucleotides. The record is from the annotation of a GenBank genome assembly. Lineage: Eukaryota; Fungi; Glomeromycota; Glomeromycetes; Diversisporales; Diversisporaceae.
GGAAGAAGAUGAUGAUGAUAAAUUAUCACAUUCAAUUAAUGGGGCUGAUGGACGUCGAUUAUUUUUAGGUGAUGGAAGUGUUGAUAUUCGUUUCGUUGAUGAUGAUGGUAGGAAAGAAUUAUCAAUAUCAAUUAACGGUGUAGAUGGUCGAGAAUUAUUAUUUUUGGUUGGCGGAAGUGUUGAUAUUCGUUUUGAUGAUAGGAAAGAAUUAUCAUAUUCAAUUAACGGUGUAGAUGAUCGAGAAUUAUUAUUUUUGGUUGGUGGAAGUGUUGAUAUUCGUUUUGAUGAUAAGAAAGAAUUAUCAUAUUCAAUUAACGGUGUGGACGGUCGAGAAUUAUUAUUUUUGGUUGGCGGAAGUGUUGAACUUCGCUUCGAAGAAGAAUGCGCUGAUAAUAGAGAAUCAUUAGUAUAUUGA